This is a messenger RNA of Cydia pomonella (codling moth), 2211 nucleotides long. RefSeq lists its product as uncharacterized. The record is from RefSeq and is a predicted model, not a curated record. Lineage: Eukaryota; Metazoa; Arthropoda; Insecta; Lepidoptera; Tortricidae. Gene Ontology annotation, molecular function: nucleic acid binding. The coding region runs from base 903 to 2156 and encodes 417 amino acids. The transcript is spliced from 3 exons.
UUAAUUUUAAAAAUAAAAUAAAGUCUUUCAGCAAAAUAUCCUAUCUACGAUAUUUAAGGUACUUUCCCUUGAUGUCCCAUAGUCUUGGGACACCCUGUAUAAUGACGUUUUUUAGAUAUCAAUAAAAUCUAAAGUAUAAGAGCUAUGUAUGCAAUUGAAACUUUUUAUUUUUGAUAUUGCCAUCAUAUGUAUACCGAGAAUUUGGUUUAUCUAGUAUAAUCCAAACCCAAGUAUGAGGAUUCGAAAAAACGACGCAGGGCUGCGAGAAAAAGUAGGGUAGUAUAGUAAAAAUUUUUUAAGGUUGCAAUAGCGGUCAUUGACUUGACCCCUAACCCGAAAUCGUAAUUUUCUAGCGAUAAAUCAUCUAUCUAUACAAAACUGUCGCAAAAAAUUCAUCGCUUGUGUAUCAUAAUACAGGGUAGGAUGGAGCCAAGAGCUCAUUAGGUGCGUACGGGUGUCAUUGCAAGUGUUAAUUUAAUGAUAAUAUGUCAUUUUUACAUCCAAAAAUAAAUCUUAAAUACGUUUAAGUCUGUUUGUUUAUUUCUACAUGGAGAUGAAGUAAUUUUUAAUAAUAAAAACAUCAACUGAGCACUAACACCGCCGGCAGUACCCGCUAACUACUCAGCUAUCCGCGGCCGGCGAUACCACAGCCUUACAUUUUAUUUUUAUUUUAUUUUAUUUUUUUGUGUCGAGAGUCAGGGGUGGGGCACACUCGGUCCCGUCGGUGGCGUCGGUCCGCCAUUUUGUCAUUCCUUAUUCGGGCUCGCUUGCGUUCAGUCGACUUUCGGAAUAUUACUGCGGAUUUUUGUUGUUUGUUUAGUUUGUUAAUAAGUUGUUCGUUGUUAUUUGUUUUGUUUACGUUAUUUGUUGUGUUACGUUACGCUUGUUACGGAGAUUGAAGUAUGGAACCAGAGGCUGGACCAUCUACUGGUGAAUCCAUGCAACCAGAGCCUGGACCAUCUACUAGUAAAUCCAUGGAACCAGAGGCUGGACCAUCUACUAGUGAAUCCAUGGAACCAGAGGCUGGACCAUCUACUGGUGAAUCCAAAAAACGUCGUCGUCGGCGAAAUAUAUUCCAACCUCAACAAGGUUCUGACAAGAUACCUUUUACGUCGCCAACAACAAAACGACGGAAGACAGUUAUUAGCAGUGGAGAACGGUCAAUUAUUAUUAACGUUUUUAAAUACGUUACAAAAACAAAACCCGAAGAUAAGUACAUGUCCAACCAUGACCUUGUAAAACUAACUUCGGAAAUGUGUGGAGUACAUGAAAGGUCUGUUUACAAUGUGUUAAAUGAGUACAGAGAUAUUCACAAAAUAACAGAACCUGAAAGGAAACGAGAUCGGCCAAGCGUGAUUCAGAAAAUUGACAAUUUGGAUAAAUCGGCAAUCAGGAGAAUAGUUCACAGUUUUUUUCUAAAAGGUGAACUUCCAACCCUAAAAAAAAUUCAACAAGCUGUGAAUGAUGAUGAAUCUCUGCCCACAUUAUCUAUGACGUCAUUGAGACGUAUUAUGAAACACUUAAAGUUUAAAUAUACGAAACGAAAUCGCAAAAGUGUUUUGAUUGACCGAGGAGACAUUGUUUCAUGGCGAAUAAAAUAUUUAAAGCAAAUAAAACAGUUUCGAGAGGAAAACCGACGGAUUUUUUAUACUGACGAGACUUGGGUGAAUGCUGGUCACACGGUGGGAAAAACUUGGGUGGACGAGAAUAUAAAAUCCGCGAAACAAGCAUUCAAAGAAGGGCUUUCGAUUGGAGCCAAAAACCCGGUAUCAAAAGGGAAAAGGCUAAUUGUGGUACAUGUGGGCAAUGAAGAGGGAUUUUUAGAUGAUUGUAAAUGGGUGUUUGAGGCGAAAAAAACUGGCGACUACCAUGAAAAUAUGGACGCACCUCACUUCGAGAAGUGGUUUGGAAAGGUCUUAACCAAAAUGCAACCAGGGGAUGUUAUUGUUUUAGACAAUGCAAGCUACCAUUCAAGACGAGAGGAGCGAACACCUACCAUGCAGUGGAGAAAAGGAGAUAUUCAAGGUUGGCUGCGAUCCAAAAAUAUAUUAUAUGACGAUAAAUAUGUAAAAAAGGAGUUAAUGGACCUAGUAAAUCCAGUGAAGGAAAAAUACCAAAGUUACGUGAUUGACGAAAUGGCAAAAAAAAAGACAUAACGGUGUUGAGGUUACCUCCAUAUCAUUGUGAGUUAAACCCGAUAUAAUUAAUAUG